Molecule: messenger RNA, 3606 nt
Organism: Brugia malayi
Lineage: Eukaryota; Metazoa; Nematoda; Chromadorea; Rhabditida; Onchocercidae
Gene: Bma-disl-2
Product: RNB-like protein
Exons: 24
Coding region: 1-3606 (1201 amino acids)
Biological process (GO): miRNA catabolic process
Cellular component (GO): exosome (RNase complex); P-body
Molecular function (GO): 3'-5'-RNA exonuclease activity; RNA binding
Source: RefSeq, a predicted model, not a curated record
AUGUCAUCUAGCAAAAAGUGCAUUGUACCAACAAUAGUUCAAGAUACAUCACCUUCACGAACUGUAAGUUUCAAUGAAUUAACUGGUGGCAAAGAAAGAGUACGUAUGUCGCUAAGUGUGGAAGAGUUGGCAUUGUUGAAUGAAAUUCAACGUCGUGGACGAAUUAAUUCUUCCACUAACGUACGAACAGGAAAGAUUAGUGUUUCGGAAUUAAUGGGAUGUGGUGAUAAAAACGCUGACAAAAAGAAACGAAAAAAAGAUCGUAAUGGUUCAGUAAUGACUGCUGAGAGUAAUAAAGAUCACCAUAAUCUUUUACCAUCGAUAAUUGAAACAAGAAAUCACGGAAUAUCAGUCGAUCCAGCUACUCUCCUUGAUGUUGCAGGAUGGAAGAUUCCUCCAUUACCACCAGGACUUGUUUCAAUAACUCAUGAAGCAGAUCGUCAUCCAUAUCCAUCAGCUCUUCCUACAUGUAUAUUUGAAAAAGCGAUGAAAGCAGCUGCGAUUGUUCAUGCCGGUUCUCAGUUGUCACCUUUAUCUACCCGACAUAAUACUGCUGGUAGCGGUAACGGAGUAGCAGCAAACGGGAAUACGACUCAGUUAGCACCAUUGGAUUUGAUUCGACUAUUACCACCACUUUCCCCGAUGUAUCCAUUGAUUUCAGACGGAAUGCAACGACCUGCGACACCUACAGCAUUGGGGCAUGGUAUCUCUGCCCAUGGUUUGGGUCCUCAAAGACAAGUUAAUAAAAAUGGUGGUUUUGGUGCAGCUGGACAUCAUCAAUAUUUCAAUAAUUUACACUGCAUGCAAGGUAAUGCCCAGCAAGGUAAUGGAAGUAAUCAACUGCGAAAUAUUCAGCAGAAUCAGAAGACUCGUAAACCCUUUUUUAUGCCUUACAUGAGUUUGGAUGCGGUAAAUCGUGGAAUAGCCAAUGGAGAUCUCAUUAAGGGUAUUUUGCGUGUUAAUCAACGCAAUUACGAGGAAUCAUUUGUGGAUAAUCCUAUGGGCGAUGAACAGCAAGAUAUCUUGAUUCUUGGUGUUCACGAUCGUAAUCGCGCACUUCAUGGUGAUGUUGUCGUUGUUCGCAUCAAAGACAGGAAUUGUUGGGUUGUUCGUGAUGCACUGUAUGAAGCAUGGCGUGGUGGAAAUUUGAAAGCUAGUGUCGAUGACAACGGCAAGCCAUUGACCAUCCCACCAAUCAAGCGUAACGAUUAUGAAGUAGAACUGUCACCUGCUGAACUUCUUGAUUUGCCCGCAUGCGUUGGUAAAUGCAUUUCAAGUGGAAAGAUGAAAGAAGAUGUGCCCGUUACAAGUAAUCGACGAUACAGCCGUGAACAGAUGCUAUGUAUUGCUGCAAAGCUUGAAUUGGAACGUCGUAAACGAGUUACAGAUGAUAAUGGUGGUAUAGAUCCGCUUAUUCUGAAUACCAUAUCCAAAUUGGCCAUUAUAAAACGAACUGAUUCAUCAACAGGUCUUUCACAGUCCGGAACAUCAGCAUGUGGUACCUCUGUUUCAAGUUUGGGGAUAAGUACAGUAACGACAAGGCGUAAUGGAACUGGCACAAAUGGAUCUGUGCAGCGACGAUCAAAUUACCGAAUUUUAUCGGAUAUGCCUGAUGAGGACUGGGGAAUUCCUGACAUGUGCCUUCAAAAAACUGCCGAGGUAGUUUUUAUCAGUGAACAGAAACAUUGUCGAGCUGCAGUAGGGAUGUUAAAAAUGAUGGCUGACGGAAAUCGUAAUUGGGCACUUUUCUCGCCAGGUGAUUCACGAAUGCCGCGAAUGAUGAUACCAGCGGAACAAACGCCUGCUGCAUUUUUUGAUCGGCCGCAAGAUUUUGCGAAGUUCAUUUAUGUAGCACGAAUGGUAGAGUGGCAAGCAACAGCACAAUUUGCUCGGGGGAAGUUGUACAAAAGCCUUGGUUUAGCGGGUGAUAUAGAAGCAGAAACAGAAGGCUUACUGUUGGCGAAUGAUGUUGAUACUCGAGAGUUUUCGCAAGCAGCACUUUCAUCACUUCCAAUAACCGAAGCAGUUGAAUGGAAAAUUGAUGAAAAGGAGUUCAAAUAUCGAAAGGAUUUCCGAGAUGAGACUGUGUUCACAAUUGAUCCAGUUACAGCUCGAGAUUUGGACGAUGCUCUUCAUAUAAAGCCAAUUGCGAAUUGUGACGGAGCUGGUAAUCCUGGUUGGGAAGUUGGUGUUCAUAUAGCUGAUGUUUCGCAUUUUGUGCAAUUCGGCACCGAACUUGACCAUUGGGCUUUUAACCGUGGUACAUCAGUUUAUCUCGUCCACAAAGUGAUACCAAUGCUACCACAAAUGCUUUGUGAAGAACUGUGUUCAUUAAAUCCUGAUGUUGAUCGGUUGACGUUUUCGGUGGUUUGGAAGAUUAAUGAUCAAGGAGAAAUAUUUGAUGAGUGGUUUGGACGUACAAUUAUUCGGUCAUGUUGCAAACUAUCUUAUGAGCAUGCACAGGACUUUAUCGUUCAUCCGGAAAAAGAUUUUGUGUCAUCCGAGUUGCCGAAAAUUUUCAAUGGCAAAAAGUCGGAUGAAGUAAAAGAAGCAGUACUUCGCCUGAAUAAGAUUGCAGUCAUCUUGAGAAAAAAACGAUUUGAAAACGGAUCUAUUAAUUUCGAAAUGCCAAAAUUGAACUUUACACUUGAUGAAACAUCGGGAAUGCCUAACGGUCUUUGUCUUAGCGAACGUAAGGAAGCUAAUUUUCUUGUGGAAGAGUUCAUGUUACUGGCAAAUAUGGCAGUAGCUCGAAAAAUUGAAUUAUCCUUUCCGAAAACUGCACUUUUACGGCGACAUCCACCUCCAAAAAUAAAGAUGCUACGCGAUAUUUUGGAGAAAUGUGAAAAAGUUGGCUUCGAAAUAGAUGGUUCAUCGAGUGCAACAAUCGCUUCAAGCUUGCUAAAGUAUGAAGGAAAUAAUGAAUUAAAGCGAACUGUCGUACAGAUGCUAACAUAUUUACUGAUGAAAUCGAUGCAAUUGGCAUUAUAUUUCUGCGUUGGUUCGUUGAAAAACCGAGCUGAUUAUGCACAUUACGCUCUUUCAGUUCCAUUUUAUACUCAUUUCACCUCACCAAUACGUCGUUAUCCAGAUAUUAUGGUACAUCGCUUUUUAUCAGCAGCCCUUGGUUACUCUCCUGCACCUGGUUUAACUGUGAAAGAAGUCGAAACGAUAGCAAGUCAUUGCAAUGAUAGAAAACUAAUUGCAAAAACAGUUUCGGAAGCAAGUGAUGAUAUGUUCUUUGGUGUCUUCAUCAAGGAAUGUGGACCAUUAACAGAACGUGCUGUGGUUAUACAAGUACUGGAUGCUUCUUUUGAUGUUCUGGUCAUGAAGUACGGUGUUGUAAAGCGUGUUUAUACAAGUCGUUUACGAUUGGCACGUGAGCCCAGAUUCAUUGAGGGUCCAUGCCCAUCGUUACUUCUUUACUGGGAUUCUACCAGUGAUGGUUCAAAUGCUGCCAUCGAGCAAGUUAUUUCGAUGUGUACUGUUGUAGAGGUAAUCCUUUCCGCACUUCCGGAACCAACGAAAUAUCAGGCAGUAUUGAAGCAACCAGUUAGCGGUGAAAAAUUGUUGUCUUUGGCGGAGGCUAUUACUUCACUAAACUAA